Protopolystoma xenopodis is the source of this 402-nucleotide messenger RNA. The record is from the annotation of a GenBank genome assembly. Lineage: Eukaryota; Metazoa; Platyhelminthes; Monogenea; Polystomatidea; Polystomatidae.
AUGGGUCUCCGACCAGCUGCAAAUCUCCCUCUCUCUAUCACGCUUCAUCUGCCAUGUAUUUUGAUCUCAAUGAGCCAGCGCGACUCCAUGGGGGGUCGAUGGCAACCUAGGCAUCAUGUUACUAGUUCUACAGCCUCAGCAGGAGAGCCCUCUACCUCAAUACCUAAGUCUCCUGCUCAGGCUCAGGAUCCGAAUUCUGCGCCUCUUCCCUCUCCUUCUCCUCCUUCUGGAUCUAUAUCACAAUCGGUUUUGACUCGGGACUUAAUAACCGAGCAUGGAAGUUACCUUGAUGUGCAAGCAAGUGUGGGCAUGCUGGAGCACACUUUGACAAUUGAUAUGCUCAAUUACAUUGUCGUCGUGGUGACUCUCUUCAUGAAAGAAGACUUAGAGGAACGCAUCUAG